ACCCUUGCUCUAAACCGGAUAUCACUACGAAGCCGGGGUCAGAAUUUCUCUUUCACAGCCAUCUUGGAUAUAACGCCCCAAGUCGCAACCAUGCCCGGCGAAGCCACAGAAACAGUCCCUGUUACAGAGCAGGAGAUGCAGCAGCCUCAAGUGGAAACUGCUACACCUCCUGCCCCAGCUUCCUCCCAGAAACCUGAGGCAGCUUCAGGCCCUGCAAAACCCAAAGGCAAAGAUGCCAAAAGUGCCCAGGGUUCUUCUGCCCCAAAGGCUGUCCCUGGAAGAAGAAAACGCUCUUCUAUGUCUGCCUCUUCUUCUUCACCCACCUCACCAAAAUCUGCUACCUCAACUACUCCCCUGUCACCUUUAGUAUCUCCCCUAGCGUCUUCACCUGGUAGUGCUUCUGCUAACCGCUUCACCCCAAAGGUUGUCAAAGCUGGCAAACAAGGAAAACCUAAGAAAGGAGAGGCGUUUGUGCCUGCUCCUGCCCCUGUGGAGUGCAAGGUGUCAGCAGCAGAUCAACAAGUAGAGGCAAAGCAAACUGUAAUUGAAGCUAAACCUGCCCCUGAGCCAAGCAAACCCUCACCAGCUGCUGCAAAGCCAGUUGUACCCCCAGCUGCUUUUAAAGUUACCUCAAAGCCUGCUGUGGCUGCUCCAGUUUCAUUUUCUGAUACUCUUGAUUCCAGCCCCCCAAAACCUGUUGAAGUUAAGACGGCUUCAGCAAAAGCUGCUCCUGUUCUUGUAGCUGUUGAUGAUGAGCUCCCUCCACUUAUCCCACCUGAGAAGUCAAUGAAAAUGCCAGAAGUCGUGUCCCCUGUUGAAAGCAGCAAAGCUGAGGCCACAGUUAAAACCACACAACCUGAAAGUGCUAAAGUAGUAGCUGAGUCUAUUAAACCAGCUCCCACUGAGGCUCCUAAGGCCACACCAGCCCCUGUUGAGACCCCAAAGCUUGUAGUUGAGGCCAAAACUGCUCCAGUUGAGGCUCCUAAGCCAGUUGUUGAGGCUAAACCUGCUCCAGUUGAGGCUGUGAAGCCAGUUGCAGAGGCCAAGCCUGCUUCUGUUGAGGCUCCUAAGCUGGUUGUUGAGGCUGAACCUGCUCCUGUUGAAGAUCCUAAGCCAGUUGAAAAGUCUCCUGUUGAAGUUACUAAGCCAGUUGUUAAGGCCAAACCUGCUCCCGUUGAGGAUCCUAAGCCAGUUGAAAAGUCUCCUGUUGAAGUUACUAAGCCAGUUGUUAAGGCCAAACCUGCUCCCGUUGAGGAUCCUAAGCCAGUUGAAAAGUCUCCUGUUGAAGUUACUAAGCCAGUUGUUAAGGCCAAACCUGCUCCCAUUGAGGAUCCUAAGCCAGUUGAAAAGUCACCUGCUGUUGAGACCAAACCUGCUCCAGUUGAGUCUCUCAAACCAGCUGCCCCUGAAGUCAGCAUGCCAACCCCUGUGAAGCCGGUCACCACAGCUGAACUAGUUGAGGUUAAGGCUACACCUGCAGAGGCUGCCAAGCCUACUAAACCAGCAGCUGAGCCUUUACCCGCCCCGUUAAAAUCUGCUCCUGUUGAGCCUGCUGUUCCUGCCCAAGCCCCACGUAAACUCACAUUUGCUGAGGCCGUUGCAGCCCCUUCUCCAGUUAAACCUGAGGUAGAGUUAAUCAGUAAUAAACCUUCUGAGCCUGUCUCAGCACCCAAACCUGCCCCCACUCCUGUUAAAACCCCAGCCAAGGUGGAGCCUGUGAUCAAGAACGACAAGGGAUCUGGCACUGAGUCAGACAGCGAUGACUCAGUCCCUGAGCUGGAGGAGCAGGACUCUGCACAGACACAAACACAGCAAGCUCAGCUUGCAGCAGCUGCAGAAAUAGACGAGGAACCUGUCAGCAAAGCCAAACAGAGCCGCAGUGAAAAGAAGGCACGGAAGGCGAUGUCAAAGCUCGGUCUCAGGCAGGUAACGGGGGUCACCAGGGUCACCAUUCGCAAGUCAAAGAACAUCCUGUUCGUCAUUACCAAACCAGACGUCUACAAGAGCCCUGCGUCAGACACAUACAUCGUCUUCGGUGAAGCUAAGAUCGAAGAUCUUUCCCAGCAAGCCCAACUUGCAGCUGCAGAAAAAUUCAAGGUACAGGGGGAAGCUGUAUCAAAUAUCCAGGAAAACACACAGACGCCAACAGUACAGGAGGAAAGCGAAGAAGAGGAGGUUGAUGAGACCGGAGUUGAGGUCAAGGACAUUGAACUCGUUAUGUCCCAAGCAAACGUGUCGCGGGCGAAGGCUGUACGCGCCCUGAAAAAUAACAACAACGACAUUGUCAAUGCUAUUAUGGAGUUGACAAUGUAAUGGGGCCCUGGCAAAGACGGGUUGAAGAAAGGUUGCUGAUUUAAGCUCAUUUAUACAAUUUAUACCCAAGAUGGAAAUAAAGUUGUGGCUUGAUGAAAUGAA
Molecule: messenger RNA, 2415 nt
Organism: Labrus mixtus (cuckoo wrasse)
Lineage: Eukaryota; Metazoa; Chordata; Actinopteri; Labriformes; Labridae
Gene: naca
Product: nascent polypeptide associated complex subunit alpha
Exons: 10
Coding region: 91-2313 (740 amino acids)
Biological process (GO): protein targeting to membrane
Cellular component (GO): nascent polypeptide-associated complex; cytoplasm
Source: RefSeq, a predicted model, not a curated record